Molecule: messenger RNA, 1044 nt
Organism: Glossina fuscipes
Lineage: Eukaryota; Metazoa; Arthropoda; Insecta; Diptera; Glossinidae
Product: tRNA selenocysteine 1-associated protein 1-like
Molecular function (GO): RNA binding
Source: RefSeq, a predicted model, not a curated record
GGUGGCAGAUAGUAAACUUCGUUUAAUUAGUGUUUGGAAUAGAAAAUUUUCUUAGAGCAAGGAGUUUUUAAGAAUUAAAAAGAUAUGAGUUCCUCUGUGCAUUGCCAACUAUGGAUGGGGAGCUUGGAACCAUACAUGACUGAGAAUUUCAUCAUAGCAGCCUUUCGAAAAAUGGGCGAAGAUCCUACCACGAUACGUCUGAUGCGCAAUAAAUAGACUGGUGAACCCGCAGGUUAUUGUUUCGUUAAUUUUGUCACUGAUGAGCAAGCCAUGGAUGCUUUGCAUAAACUGAAUGGAAAACCUACACCAGGGACAAAUCCUAUCGUAAGAUUUCGUUUGAAUAGUGCCAGCAAUUCUUAUAAAUUGCCAGGGGAUGAACGUGAGUUUAGUGUUUGGAUUGGUGACUUAAGUUCAGAUGUGGCCGACUAUCAGCUGUACAAGGUUUUCUCAUCAAAGUGUACAUCAAUUAAAACAGCCAAAGUUAUUCUAGACAGUUAUGGAUUCUCUAAAGGUUACGGUUUUGUGCGUUUUGGCAUCGAGGAUGAGCAGAAAUCAGCUUUAUAUGAUAUGAAUGGAUGUAUUGGGUUGGGUACGAAACCUAUUAAGAUUUGCAACGCUGUGCCUAAACCAAAGAGUGAAUUACCUACCCCUUAUCCAGGAGUAGGUAUACAAUAUCGACGUAUUGUACACUUUAAAGAUGAGUACAUCGAUCGAACCUCUGGAAGCAGCUCAUUUGGCUGGGCGCGAACCAGUCACAGGACGUGCGGUAGCCAAAGGCAUUGGUGGUGGCAUUAAACAAAAGUAUCAUUGGAUUAAGUGAGUAAGAAACGGUCCAACGGAAAGAGCUCCUCAAGAAGAGCGGGUAAUCCAGAUUAUGGAUGGUGGUUGUAGAACUGCUAAAUUCGCAGCGUAGUCGUGAACUUGGCAACCGGCCGCGUUCCGGUCUGUGGCAACGAAAAGACGGUCGUUUUGGACGCAAAAUAUGUAAAUUGCCGCUUAUGUCUGCCAUACCACCUUCGUCUCGGAAGGACGCAUAGCCCAUUA